AUGGCACCAACUCUUCUCGAUUCAAUUCCGCUCCCUUACUAUGUGUUGAUCGCUGGAGUGGUAGGCUUGGCGUUCUCGGUGUUAAGUGCACUCCGUUUCUUCCGAGGUUGGCAAUACUCUCGCGAGAAUGGCUGUAGACCACCAGUCCAUACAGUUUCCCAUGGUCUUUUUGGACUGGGAAUGGUGACAGAAAUGCUUAAGGCCGCCAAAGAGAAUCGAUUCCUCGAACAUGUCCGCGGCUGGCAUCGAGCUUACGGUGUGACUUUCAAAGCCAAGAUGAUUGGCCGUCAAGUCAUUUUCACCGUCGAGCCUAAGAAUGUGCAAACAGUCUUGGCUCUCAAGUUCAAGGACUUUGAACUUGGUGAUUACCGGAACAAAGCGAUGCGUCCGCUAUUGGGAUAUGGUAUCUUCUCUACAGAUGGUAGUAAAUGGGAACACUCGCGUGCUCUUAUCCGUCCAAAUUUCACUCGUAACCAGAUCACCGAUAUAAAUGUUUAUGAGACCCAUGUCAAGGCUUUGAUUGAAAGGAUCCCGCGUGACAGAUCUACUGUGGAUAUGCAGGACCUUUUCUUUCGAAUGACUCUCGACUCGGCAACGGAGUUUUUAUUCGGAGAAUCUGUUCAUUCCCUGAAUGACACUGUUCCUCUCUCAGCUUCAUCAUUUGCCAAAGACUUCAACAAGUCUCAGGAGGGACUCGCUCUUCGCAGUAGAUUAGGAUCUCUCAUGGGUUUACACUAUGACAGGGAAUUUUCUCAGGCAGUCGUCAAUGCUCGGGCAUAUGUUGAUAGAUUUGUUCAGAAGGCGAUUGACUAUCGAAUUGCUCUAGACAGUGGCAACGGCGUAUCACAAAAGCCUCAUGAGUUGGAUCAACAAUACGUGUUCUUGUAUGAGCUGUCAAAGCGAACACUCAACAAGACAGAGCUCACGGACCAGCUUCUUAACAUCCUACUGGCGGGUCGAGAUACAACUGCCAGUCUGUUAAGUAUUACUUUUUUCGUCAUGGCGAGAAGGCCCGAUAUUUGGAAGAAGCUGAGGCAAGAGGUUCUCAAACUCGACGGUCGCAAGCCCUCCUUCCAAGAUCUCAAGUCCAUCUCCUAUUUAACCUGGGUUAUGAACGAGACUCUACGACUCUACCCCGUUGUCCCCAUCAACGUACGCAUGGCUAACAAAGACACUCACCUCCCGGUCGGAGGAGGCCCAGAGGGCAAGGAUUCAAUCUUCGUCCCCAAGGGACAGGAGGUGAUGUACAGUGUGUACACCAUGCAUCGCCGGCAGGACAUAUUCGGCCCAGAUGCGGACGAGUACCGGCCGGAGAGGUGGGAGAAACUCAAGCCAGGCUGGGCAUACAUCCCUUUCAAUGGUGGCCCUCGCAUCUGCAUCGGACAGCAGUUUGCCUUGACCGAGGCGGGAUACUGUAUCGUCCGGAUUAUGCAAGAAUUUGAGGCUAUGGAGAGCAGAGACAACAGGCCAUUUGAAGAGGCACUGACGUUGACGCUGGCUAGCUUCAACGGGGCAAAGGUCGCCCUAACACCAGUUCGAAGCUCUUAG
Molecule: messenger RNA, 1548 nt
Organism: Penicillium subrubescens
Lineage: Eukaryota; Fungi; Ascomycota; Eurotiomycetes; Eurotiales; Aspergillaceae
Product: cytochrome P450
Exons: 4
Coding region: 1-1548 (515 amino acids)
Molecular function (GO): oxidoreductase activity, acting on paired donors, with incorporation or reduction of molecular oxygen; monooxygenase activity; iron ion binding
Source: RefSeq, a predicted model, not a curated record